AUGUUUGAGUUCUCAUCAGAUUCUUCUUUGGAUGGGACGCAAAAUCGAUAUUCAAAGUGCUUGGAAUUUCUGAACGUCACGCUGUUUGCUGAGAAUUUCGUUGAUAGUGUCAUAGAAGAAGCUACAAAUACCAUCCAAUCUGAAUGGACUUAUGAAGCGCAGAGGGUUUCUAAUGUAUCAGCAAGUGUAGAUAGAGAAUCUGUAUAUACAUACAAUUAUAUAGACCCUGCGAAACCUGAAUUCACCACUUGGCCAACAAUUGGAAAUUUCACGAUAGAGUUGGGUGCCAAGAAAAUAAACGAAUAUCUCUCAUCAUUUCCCGUAGACGAAGAAUGGUUGUAUGCAAUAUAUUACUUGAGUACUAUAUACGAAGAUGUUUCUGAUUUACACGAAUACGAAGCUAAAUGGUCUCUUCCAACUGCAUCUUACCCGAUAGCCCAAUCAACAGCGAGUGUUUUCUUCACCAUAGAAGUAUCGAGGAUAUUACCCAAAGAUUGUUUAGUCAAGGCAAGUACUCCUGUUUCAUGAAUACGAAAACAAUAGAAUAUAAUGAUAGGCAGGUAGGAUGGCAAAUGUUUCC
Molecule: messenger RNA, 580 nt
Organism: Phaedon cochleariae (mustard beetle)
Lineage: Eukaryota; Metazoa; Arthropoda; Insecta; Coleoptera; Chrysomelidae
Source: the annotation of a GenBank genome assembly